This is a messenger RNA of Patella vulgata (common limpet), 1567 nucleotides long. RefSeq lists its product as uncharacterized. The transcript is spliced from 2 exons. NCBI's taxonomy places the organism in Eukaryota, Metazoa, Mollusca, Gastropoda, Patellidae. The record is from RefSeq and is a predicted model, not a curated record. Bases 217 to 675 code for a protein of 152 amino acids.
UAUAGAGAUUUAUUUAUGGUGUAUUAUAUUUAAUUACUUACAUGUACAUGUCUGGGUAGUAUAUGUCGUCAUAAAUUGACCACCACAACACUGUCAUUUUAUACCUUCCAAACAUGUUAUAAUAUACGGAUAUAAGUUAGAGCCAAGAAACGAAAACAUGAACUUACACGGAUAAAUGAAGUUUGUGAUAUCGGCGACAGAUUCAAACCUGUAAAAAUGGACAAACGAAGAAACCGACGGGUUGAGAGGGAUCCUGAUGACGUUAUCGAUAUGGUGGCACGUGCUAAUGUUAAUGAUGAACACUCAGACGUCUUGCCAAAGUUGAUGAAUUCAAAACCUUGUUUAAUGCACGGAAGAGGCAGUGACCGCAAAGAUCUUAUUUAUUCCAGUAAUUAUCAUGCCAAAACUUAUUCUUCACAGAGAUUUAAUACAAAUAAUACUGGCGGUGAUUUGUGUAUAGAUACCACAGAAAUAUGCGAACUUCAUCCACAUAAUAUAAUGCCGACAAAAAGACAAUACCCACGACAGCUUCCAAAAGAACUUCCUUCGAAAGAAUUUGUGAUGUCAUGGCUUAAUCAUGGAUCGGAACCACAAGGAUCGAACCACUUUCCAGAGGUUGUAAAAUCCAAAUCGGCAAAAGCAAAAAAUACGCAACGAUUUACAACCAGUGAAUAAGGGGUUUGUCAUAAAAUAAUGAAUUAUUUGUACAAAGCUGUGAAAGUGUAACAUUGUGGAACAAUUCAUGGGACAACAUUUCAAAUCGUAAUGAAUGCAUAGCUUACAACAAGGCCGACAAGUGUUUAUUGCAUUUUCUAAUAUUUCUGAAGUUUUUAAAAUCAGGUUUUUAUUAUUACAUGACCUGCUGGUAGUUUGUGAAGUUUCGCGUUUGUGUUGCUCUUUCAACGGCAUGUAGGAUAGGCCAGUAAGCGAAUCGUGUGAAUCUAUUUGAAAGUACAUGUAUGAGAUGAAUGAAUGUUGCAAAUAAGAACAGAAUUAGUUGCGCCUUUUUGUUGUGAUUUCUUUACCAUAUAAAGAUAGGCUCUGACAUAAAUCAGAAAUAGUCAAAGUGUGAAAAUUCUGCUCUGCUUGGUAAAUGCCUUUCAACCAAAUUAUUAUUUUUUUCUUUUCCAACAUUUUUACCAUUGCUAUUUAAUAAGCCUAUGUUUUAUGCCAAUUUAUGGAAUAAAAUAUUUCCCGAGGUAAGCCUAUACACACCUAACCCCGCAACUGUACCCCCCAUAUUUGCUCACAAAUUAAAUCUCGGGCAGUUAACCUCUAUGCAGUAUUAUAUUUUAUUCCUUUUGUACAUACCGGUACCGUUUUAUUUAUAAACUUAAUUUAUUAUGCUCAUUGACAGCAGUACGGUCAGACGAAUGUCAAAUUUUACUGAACUUCAAGAUUUAUCUCCCUUCACAUGUUAUAGGUAUUUUGAUUUUAUGUAAACGUUGAUGCAAUAAAAUAAAAUUUAAUAAAAUCUGACCUUAAACGGCAACUAAACUAAAUAUUCCAAUUUAUGGCUCGAUAAAAAUAAUGACAUGUAAAAUUUUUAAUAAGGCCUACAAUAAUA